AUGCAACCAUGGUGUUCUCGUCGAACUUAUCAAGAUAUGACAAGACCAUUAAGUGACUACUUUAUAAAUGCUUCACAUAAUACUUAUCUAUUUGAUAAUCAUGGAAAUGAUAAGAAUAAUCCAGAAGUAUACAAUCAAGCAUUACGCGCUGGUUGUCGAGUUAUAGAAAUUGAUUGUUAUGAUGGUCAUGAUGGUCAACCAGUAGUUAAACAUGAAUAUUCUUCUGUUAAAGCAUAUCCAUUUGAAUCUGUUAUUCAUUUUAUUGAACCGAAUCUUUUCAAAACAUCACCUUACCCGGUUAUUCUUUCAAUUGAAAAUCAUUGUUCAAUUAAACAACAAAAAGAAAUCGCUCGAAUUCUAAAAGAAAUUCUUGGAAAUCGAUUAAUUACUGAACCUCCAUUAUCAAAAAGUUCGUGGAUGUUACCAUCACCGGAAAAUCUUAAACAUAAAGUUCUUGUUCGUAGUAUAAAAUCAUCAGUACCAAUCAAAGAUUCUAAAUUAUUAAAAAAGAAUGAUAAAUUUGAUAAUCCCAUAGUUAAUAAUGGUAUAUCUGAUUUAUUUAUUUAUCUUGAAAAUGUACCUUUUCGUGAUUAUAAUUAUACAAAAGAUCAUUAUAUGUGUUUACAAUUACCAUCACUUUCUGAAAAAGAAUUUAAACAAGCUUCUCAUUGCGAUCCAUUUGGUUUAAUUAAACAAACUCGAAAAUGUUUACUUCGAAUACAUUCGGAUAAUUCAAAUAAUCCAAAUCCAAUUGAUCCAUGGAAUUUUGGUAUACAAAUAGUUGCAGUUAAUUAUCAAAAUAAUGAUUCUUUUAUGGAAUUAUGUCAUGGAAAAUUUCUUGAUAAUGGUAAAUGUGGUUAUAUUCUCAAACCGAAUUAUUUAAUGCAUAGUGAUAAAGCGAAAUUCAAUCCCUUAGAUUAUUUAAUAAAAUCAUCAAAUAAAAUUUCAAAAAAUAUUCUUGAAUAUCCACAACGUUUAAUUAUAACAAUUAUAAGUGGACAGUUUUUAUACCGAUCAAAUAGAAAUAAAAAUGAUAUUUCGAAUCCAUAUGUUGUUGUAUCAACUCAUGGAAUUGUAUGUGAUAAACAAAUACAAAAAACGAAGUUUAUACAAAAUAAUGGUUUAAAUCCAUUAUGGAAUGAAACAUUUGAAUUUGAAAUUUCAUUUCCACAAAUGUGUCUUAUAUGUUUUGAUGUUUAUGAUUAUGAUAUUUAUAGUCAUGAUGAUCAUCUUGCUUAUUUUUGUUUACCAUUGACAACUAUUCAAACAGGUUAUCGUCAUAUUUAUCUAAGAACUAAAGAUCGUGAUUCAACCUAUUCAAGUUUAUUUGUACAUGUUGUAAUAGAAAAUACAUAA
This is a messenger RNA of Adineta steineri, 1356 nucleotides long. The record is from the annotation of a GenBank genome assembly. NCBI's taxonomy places the organism in Eukaryota, Metazoa, Rotifera, Eurotatoria, Adinetida, Adinetidae.